UAAUAUAAAUAGCCUUGCUGUCUAACAACAAAUACUCUGCUCACUCACUUUCUUGUUUUUUCUUGUCAAUGGCUUCAAUUGGUUCCACUUUUUGUCCAACAACUCCAGUUUUCUUCUCUUCUAGUUCUUCCAAUGUGGAAGAAAAGGGACAAAACUUCUACUUGUACCCCAAAAACAAAAGUAGCAAGAUUUGCAUUGUUGCUAGUUUUAGUAGUAGUAGUAAGCUACUGACACAAUCUACAGUUUCUACUAGUAUUAGUACUAGUACUAAAACUAGUAGUGCUGAAAGAACCAGUUUUGGGUUCAAGAACUUGAGUGAGACUUGUUGGGUUGAUGUGCAAAAAGCAGAGGGGAGACCAUUAAAUGUGGAGCUAAAUGCACCAUUAAGUAUAGGAUUGAUGAGUCUUGAAAAACUUGAAAAUGUGGCUAUUAGAGUUGAGCUUAGUAAUGGGUGUGUUGGGUGGGGAGAAAUUGCUGUUCUUCCUUGUGUUGAUGCUGUGGAUCAAACUGUAGCUCUUGCUAAAGCUAGAGAGGCUUGUGAGUUCUUGAGUUGCAGCUCUCCUAUGACUUUGAGUUUGGUUCUUGAUAAAGUUGGUGGGAUUCUUCCAGGAACUCAAUUUGCUUCUGUUAGGGCUGGAGUUGAAAUGGCAUUGAUUGAUGCAGUUGCUAACAGUAUUGAUUUACCUUUAUGGAGGUUAUUUGGUGGGGUAUCAAAUACCUUGACUACUGCUAUAACUGUUCCUACAAUUUUGCCCGAGUUGAGUUCAAAGUAUUGUGAAUCAGGAUUCAAGGUCCUGAAGUUUAAAAUAGGAAAGGAUGUUAAUGCGGAAAUUAAAGCUCUUCAAGCAAUACAGGCAGCUCAUCCUCAUUGUUCAUUCAUUCUAGAUGCUAAUGAGUCAUACACUCCUAAACAGGCUGAGGGUGUUCUUCAAAAGUUACAUGAUUCAGGAAUAAGACCUGCUGUGUUGGAACAACCGGUUCAUAGAGAUGACUGGAAAGGGCUUGCAGAAGUUACUAACUUUGCAAGAGCAAACUAUGGACAGUCCAUUGCUGUGGAUCAAACCUGUCAAACUCUAAUCGAUGUUCGACGAGUUAUUAAAGAAAAUUCUGCAGAUGUCAUUAACAUUAAGCUAGCCAAAUUUGGAGUUAUGGGUGCUCUUGAAAUUAUUGAGUUGGCAAGAAAAUCAGGAAUCAAACUGAUGAUUAGUAGCACAGCAGAGACAAGACUUGCCACUGGCUUUGCUGCUCAUCUGGCUGCUGGUCAAGGCUGUUUCAAAUAUGUUGUUCUAGAUAUGCCAUUUCUGCUUUCGAAGGAUCCUGUGAUAUGCGGUUACGAAGCUUCUGGUCCUGUUUACAAGUUUUUAAAUGCAAGAGGUCAAGGAGGAUUCCUGACAUGGGAGUUUUCAUCAUGAUGAUCAAUUCAAAGCUUUAGUUGAUUAAGAGCUGGUGUUAUAUAAAUAAUGGGCUUAAUAGAUCCUAUGAUUUAGCUUUGAGGAUGGUGCAUAGAUCAACUGCAAGAGCAAAGCCAAACACUAUAGUGGAGUAGUUAAUGUCCUCAUAAUUCUCUUGUAAAUUGCUCAUUUUCCACCAUAUUGGUUACUUUGCUAUAAAAUCAGCUGCUUCAUGUA
Mercurialis annua (annual mercury) is the source of this 1628-nucleotide messenger RNA. RefSeq names its product L-Ala-D/L-amino acid epimerase-like. NCBI's taxonomy places the organism in Eukaryota, Viridiplantae, Streptophyta, Magnoliopsida, Malpighiales, Euphorbiaceae. The transcript is spliced from 7 exons. The record is from RefSeq and is a predicted model, not a curated record. Bases 69 to 1412 code for a protein of 447 amino acids.